AUGGCCUUCCUCUUCUGAUUGGAUCUUCAGGAGACCCUCCAAACCCUCUCUGUUUUACAGUGGAUCCCAGUCUACAUAUUUUUAGGAGCUAUUCCUGUUGUCCUUAUACCCUACUUUCUGGUGUUCACUAAGUUCUGGACCUUGUCUGUGCUCGCCUUAGCCUGGCUUGCCUAUGAUUAGAACACCCACAAUCAAGGUGGUAGGCGUUCACCUUGGGUACGAAACUGGACCCUCUGGAAGUAUUUCUGAAAUUACUUCCCAAUAAAACUGGUGAAGACUCAUGACCUCUCUCCCAAACACAAUUAUAUCAUUGCCAACCACCCCCAUGGCAUUAUUUCUUGCAGUGUCUUCAUCAACUUUGCCACUGAGGCCACUGGCUUUGCUCGGAUUUUCCCAGGCAUCACUUCUGUAGGGACCUUGGAAGGGGUCUUCUGGAUCCCAAUUGUGCGACAAUAUGUGAUGUCAAUGGAUGUGUGCCCAGUGAGUGAGUCAGCCUUGAAGUAUUUGCUGACUCAGAAAGGCUCUGGAAAUGCGGUGGGUAUUGUGGUGGGUGGAGCUGCUGAAGCCCUCUUGUGCCGGCCAGGCGCAUCUACCAUCAUCCUUAAACAGUGUAAAGGUUUUGUGAAUUUGGCACUGCAGACAGGAGCAUACCUUGUCCCUUCCUAUUCCUUUGGAGAGAACGAGGUUUACAAUCAAGAGACCUUCCCUGAGGGCACGUGGAUAAGGUUCUUCCAAAAAACUAUCCAGGACACAUCUAAAAAAGUCCUGCGACUAAGUUUCUGUACCUUCCAUGGCAGGGGACUCACUCGAGGAUCCUGGGGUUUUCUGCCUUUCAAUCGGCCCAUUACCACUGUUGUUGGGGAGCCCCUGCCAAUCCCCAGGAUUAAGAAGCCAAGCAAGAAGACAGUGGACAAGUACCAUGCACUCUACAUCAGUGCCUUGUGCAAGCUGUUUGACCAGCACAAAGUUCAGUAUGGCCUCUCUGAGACCCAGGAACUGACAAUCAUAUAA
Messenger RNA from Diceros bicornis minor, 1011 nucleotides. RefSeq names its product diacylglycerol O-acyltransferase 2 like 6 (gene DGAT2L6). Gene Ontology annotation, biological process: lipid metabolic process. NCBI's taxonomy places the organism in Eukaryota, Metazoa, Chordata, Mammalia, Perissodactyla, Rhinocerotidae. Gene Ontology annotation, cellular component: endoplasmic reticulum membrane. The transcript is spliced from 8 exons. The record is from RefSeq and is a predicted model, not a curated record.